AUGAGCACACAGGAAUUUUUAGAAAGUAUGAAGAAGUCUCAUCAGAGAAUGGACACUAUUAAGAAGAAUUUUGAAAGUUGGAGACCCCUGGCAGGCAUAGCUUAUGAUUACUUUUACCCUCAUUCCUUGAAGUGGUCAGCAUCUUGUUGAAAGUGGGGUAAUGUUAUUGCAGAGAAUGAGACCAUGAUCAGACAAGAAGUGAUUUUUGGGAGUCGUACUGAUGGGAGUUAUAAUAAAACCACAAACACAUGGGACGGAGUAUGAAGCCUUAUUGUUCUAGGAGAAGUCGAUAUACCCAAGCAAGGAUAUAAAAUUCCAAAAAGACUUGACUCGAUUAGCUCAGACCUAGAAGAGUCGAAGAGAAGGAUAAGUGUUUCAAAGGUAAUCAGCCAUCCUUAUGAGAUUAACUGCUUAAAACCCUGGCCUGCAAAUCGUAAAAUAGUAUGUAGUCAUACAGACUCAAAAGAUGUUUAUUUAUGGGAUCUAUUCUAUCAGGAGAAUACUGAGUAUAAGGAGAAUGUAGUUGCUAACACUCCCGAUUUAAUCCUAAAGGGGCAUACUGACAUUGCUUGCUAUGCCUUAGAUUGGCACAAGAAUAAGCCCUUAGUGGCUAGUGGAGGCAGAGAUAAGUGCGUUUUAUUAUGGGACCUUGAACAAUAUUUCGGAUGUAAUACAAUCAUACAUGGCGAUAAGCAGAUCCAGCAGACCUAUAUGAAACAUUUAGAAGAUUCUAAGGACGAAGAGUCUUGAGAAGAAACUAAUACAAGAGUAGUUCCAAAGAAGCUUCAGAGCUAUCUAAAAGAUAUGAGAGAGAGCAAUUAAUUUAUCAUCAGAGACUGUCCAUGCAGAUAUUGAAUUAAGAGGCCACACUGAGAACGUUGAAGACAUCUGAUUUCAUCCUGUGAGUGAAACACAGCUGUGAUCAUCCUCUCAGGAUCAGACUAUCAUGCUUUGGGACACUAAAUCUGGGUGCUCUCCAGUCAUGAAGAUAGAUGAGAUCCAUAGUGAUGAUAUUAACUGUGUGGAUUGGAACCCUCAUGAUCAUAACCUUCUACUUGCUGGAAGUAGCGAUCAUUCUGUCAGUCUGAUAGAUAUUAGAAACGGGAAGUGAAUUAAUUACUUUGACCAGCAUAAGUCUGAAGUGAGUUAUGUUCAAUGGUCCCCUUUUAAGGAAAAUAUAUUUGCAUCUUCAGGAGAUUCUUUGAUGAUAUGGGACCUAAAAAGACAAGGAGAGGAACUUAUGUUCCACCAUUGAGGCCAUGUCGGCCCAAUCGUAGAUUUUGACUGGAAUUUUGAAGAUGAAUGGAGUAUGAUGAGCACAAGUGAAGAUAGUGAUUCAAUAGUAAUGCACGAUGAAGGUUCUUUUCAAUUAUACAGGCCCUUAGAUCUCAUUGUUGGAGACAAUGAAUACACUGAGGCGGAGUAAUUCUGUCAUAAAAUUAAAUAUAAUUAGAUGAUUCUAUUUUUA
Moneuplotes crassus is the source of this 1468-nucleotide messenger RNA. NCBI's taxonomy places the organism in Eukaryota, Ciliophora, Spirotrichea, Euplotida, Euplotidae. The record is from the annotation of a GenBank genome assembly.